Sceloporus undulatus (fence lizard) is the source of this 2050-nucleotide messenger RNA. RefSeq names its product BCL2 like 14 (gene BCL2L14). The record is from RefSeq and is a predicted model, not a curated record. The transcript is spliced from 7 exons. Gene Ontology annotation, biological process: regulation of apoptotic process. The coding region runs from base 133 to 1215 and encodes 360 amino acids. NCBI's taxonomy places the organism in Eukaryota, Metazoa, Chordata, Lepidosauria, Squamata, Phrynosomatidae.
GGAAGUGAAAGUCCCAGAAGUGGUUUUGCUCUUUGAAUUUCUUACAUUGACUUUUGAGACGUAAAGUAGAAGGAACCUGACAUUCAAAGCAUCUUUGUGAAUUGUGUGUACGACAUUAUUGAAUGGUACAAAAUGAAUUUGGCCAAUUCUUGCAGUAGAGAAGAAAUCUCUUUGGAGGAUGUAGACAGAAUGAGCAUAGAGUACAGAGUGCUUGUAGCCUAUGCCCAACGCCGAUGGUCUGCUAGCGAAUAUGGACAACUUUUACAAAGGCAAGCAAAAGGCCUAGAGGGAUCAUCUCUAAGCAGUGAAGACAUGAAAGCAGCAAGACCAGCCAGUAAAGAAAAAACACAAGGUUUGUCUUCUGAGGAUCAAGAGCAGACUUCCCAGAAGAGGAGCAAGAAGAAAACGGAGAAGAAGAAGAAAUCCAAGUGGGAACGUCUUCUGUUUCCUUCUUGUCUAAAGGCCCAAACCAGAGAGAAGCCCAGGCAGAUACCAUCCAAAAGGAAUGGAGGUGUGAUCAGGUUUGAGGGAGGUGUUGGUAGUAAACCUCUCCUUACACACGAGAUAAAAAUUGGCAGCAAAAUGCCCAGGAUUUCCCUGGAAAAAGGUCUAAACCUUCAAGGCUUAUUAGUUAAGGAACAAGAGGAUACUAAGGAGGAUGGGGUAGACCAUUUACAAGAUGAUUUAUCCAUCACUCUGGUGGCAGAGCGACUUGCUGAGAUAGUUGAGAAUUCCAGGUCUGUGGAAGGAAGAGGACUGAAAACAUUUGUCCGUAUUCUGAGCAUAGAAGAAGAUGGUCCACAGAGCAGCAAGUCCAUAUUUGAGGAGGAUGGAAAAGAUAAUGAAGAAAAGGUAAUUGACACAAUAGUUGCCUUGUUAAGAAAAUCAGGAGAUGAACUGCAAAUAAAGAUGCAAAAGGAUAAGGCUUUUUCUCAGUGUGUCUCCGAUUUGAUGUCCUAUGCAUUCUUCAGAAGAGUAACUGACCAAUUCCUAGAGGAAGCUCCUGUAUCCUCCACAAUGGACCAAAUUCAGCGCACCAAGGUUGCUUUUGCUAUGGAGGUCGCAGCAAGACUCACUGCUGUGGACAUGCACCCUAUGAACAUUGUGCUGGGUUUUGGAGCGAGAUACCUCAAGGAAAACUUUAGCCCUUGGAUCCAUAGCCAAGGUGGAUGGGAAAAAGUUUUUGGAGUUCCAGACCAGGAAGAAGUAGAGUAAACAAAGAACAUGUUAUUUGGGAGACAUGUGGAUUACAAUGGUGGGAAGAACAUCCCCCCAAAGCUUUAAAAGAUCUUGUAUGAUGAAGACGUGGAGCUCUUCUGAUGCGGGAAUAUAUUCUGCAAAUCCUAGCAGGCUGUGAUAUGGACUGAGUGCCAGCUCCUGGCAUGGCUUCACAAAACAGGACAAAGUGGAAGAAUGAAAGGAGACCAAAUCACAUGUGCUAUAUGAUGUUCAAAAAUGUUCAUUUCUUAAGAAGCCUAGUAGGUUUUGGCCUGAAGACUAAAGCGUGUUGGGCUUUUUAAGAAAUAGGUUUUUGCCCAUCCUGUAGGAUGUGGGACUUUGUCUCUUUUCAUUUUUCUACUGUGAAAAUGUGCUUUCCAGUUUUUUGGGUUUGUUCCUUCAUGGUAAGACAAAGGCUGGGGUCCAUAGCCCAAAGAGAGGACACCAAGGAUGAUACUGCCACUCUCCUUUUUUCUUCUUUUCUCUCCACAGUGAGUCAGAUGUAUUACAUUUAUUGAAUGGAGACAGGGGCAGUGACUGCAGCUCCUGCAUUGUCCCUAGGUCCUGGCCUGAGCCAGCUUCAUGUCCUUCCACCUUACCUGAUAGUCUUAAUGGGAUGUGGGUGGCGGUGCUCAGCCAGACCCCAAGAAGUUAUGUCCAAGGCUGCCACCACUCAGGGCCUCCAAGAACCUGGUGACAGCCCCGCACUCCUAUGAUGGUCUAGCUCUUUUGCUUUACACAGCUUGGUAAUACAUUAUUUAAACAAAUAAAUGCUUUAAUAUGUCCUCAAGAGCUGUUUGUAAAGAUGUAAAUGAAAAAUAACAAAAUAAAA